Dissoconium aciculare CBS 342.82 is the source of this 3174-nucleotide messenger RNA. Its product is annotated as ANTH-domain-containing protein. Gene Ontology annotation, biological process: actin filament organization; clathrin coat assembly; endocytosis. The transcript is spliced from 2 exons. NCBI's taxonomy places the organism in Eukaryota, Fungi, Ascomycota, Dothideomycetes, Mycosphaerellales, Dissoconiaceae. Gene Ontology annotation, cellular component: actin cortical patch; clathrin-coated vesicle. The record is from RefSeq and is a predicted model, not a curated record. Gene Ontology annotation, molecular function: clathrin-cargo adaptor activity; clathrin light chain binding; actin filament binding. Bases 1 to 3174 code for a protein of 1057 amino acids.
AUGUCCGGCUUGGGAGGUCGCAAUGUCGACCUGAGCAAGCAAGAGUCGGAAUUGGCCAACAACAUCCGCAAGGCCACCACCGUCGAGGAGACCGCGCCCAAGCGCAAACAUGUCCGCGCAUGCAUCGUCUAUACCUGGGACCACCGGAACAGCGCGGGUUUCUGGAAUGGCAUGAAGGUCCAGCCCAUCCAGGCCGAUGAGAUCCAGACCUUCAAGGCCCUCUACACCAUCCACAAGGUUCUGCAGGAGGGUCACAAAUCUGCAUUGGUCGAGGCGCAGUCGCAGAUGCAAUGGAUCGAAAGCCUGUCUCGCGGCAUGGGCGGUGGAGGGAUAGACGGCGCUCGUGGGUACCAUCCUCUCAUCAAGGAAUAUGUGCGCUUUCUCAUGUCGAAGCUGCGCUUUCAUCGCGACCACGUUGAGUUCAACGGCACGUUUGAAUACGAGGAGUACAUUUCCCUGAGGUCGAUCAAUGACCCCAACGAGGGUUAUGAGACCAUCUCCGAGCUCAUGACGCUGCAGGAUCAGAUUGAUACUUUCCAGAAAUUGAUCUUUGCGCAUUUCCGAUCGGGGUCGAACAACGAGUGCCGCAUCAGCGCGCUGGUGCCACUGGUACAGGAGAGUUACGGUAUCUACAAAUUCGUGACCAGCAUGCUCCGCGCCAUGCACACCACCCUCGGCGACGAUGAUGCCUUGAGCCCGCUCCGUGGACGAUACGACGCGCAGCACUACCGCCUCCAACACUUUUACGGCGAAUGCGCCAACCUUCGCUACCUUACCUCUCUCAUCACAAUCCCGAAGCUUCCUCAGGACCCACCAAACCUGCUCACUGAGGAUGAGAGCGCGCCCGGUCUCCCUUCACGUCCCAAGGCAGAGGCACCCAAGCCUCGUGAGCCUUCACCACCAGUGCAAGCGGAGCCCGAGCCCAUGAAUGAAUUUUGGCAGAAUGAGCAGGCCAGGCAGCAGGAGGAGUAUGCUCAAGAGCAGGCACGUCUGCAACAACAAUGGCAGGAUGCGCAGAGGCAGCAACAGCAGGCGCAAUUGCAGGCACAACGCGACUUUGAGGAGCAGCAACGGCUGCAGGCGGAGCAGCAAAGAUUGCAAUUGGAGGCGCUGCAGAGGGACCAAUACAACCAGCAGACCCAAGGGCGUAUGGCUGAGUUAGAGCGUGAGAAUUUGAACGCGCGCGCACAGUACGAGCGCGAUCAGCUCAUGCUCGAGCAAUACGAUCGUCGAAUGAAGGCUCUGGAGACGGAACUCGCACAACUCAACCAGACAUUCCAACAGCAAUCGCAAAGCAAAGACGACCAGAUCCGAGCUCUGCAGGAGCAAGUCAACACCUGGCGAACAAAGUACGAGGCUCUCGCGAAACUCUACAGCCAGCUGCGACACGAGCAUCUUGAGCUUCUGCAGAAAUUCAAGGGCGUCCAAUUAAAGGCUGCCUCUGCUCAAGAAGCCAUCGACAAGCGAGAGAAGCUCGAGCGUGAGCUCAAGACGAAGAAUCUCGAGCUUGCAGACAUGAUCCGGGAGAGAGACCGUGCUCUUCACGACAAGGAUCGCACUACAGGCGGUCACCGCGACGAGCUCGAGAAACUCCGACGCGAGUUGCGUAUGGCCCUCGACCGUGCUGAGAACUCUGAGCGUUCCAAGGGAAGCGAACUUUCGGCGCUUUUGUCAAGGCACAACCGUGAGAUUGCCGACUUGGAGGAAGCUCUUCGCAACAAGACUCGUGCUUUGGACCAAACCCAGUCAAAGCUGGGCGAGGGUAGCUCCGAUCUUGAGCGUCAAUUACGCGAGAAGGAGGAAGAACUCGAGAUUUACAAAUCCAGCUUGGACCAGGCCCUUCUCGAUCUGGCGGAGCUGCAGAACGGUGGCGGCGCUGUGGAUAAGGCUAUGGAUGAGCAGAUUGAUGUUCUGCUCCUAGACAACAUCAAGAAAAUCAACGACAUCAUCGACUCCAUUCUGCAGGCAGGUGUGCGGAGAAUCGAUGAUGCCUUGUAUGAGCUUGACAGCGCGAAUCAAGCAGGUAACCAGAACGCGACUGGACCAUAUGUGCUCUCUCAGAUUGAAAAGGCCCAAAGCACAGCGAUGGAGUUCAGCACAGCAUUCAAUGGCUUUAUCGCUGAUGGUCCUAACAGCACCCACGCCGAAGUCAUCAAGACUGCGCACUCUUUCUCAAAUGCGAUUGCGGAUGUUCUGUCGAACACCAAGGGUCUCAUUCGUUUCGCGAACGAUGACAGGAAGGGGGACCAACUUAUCGCUGCUGCCCGCCGAUCAGCCACUGCAAGCAUCGACUUCUUCCGGGGUAUCGAGUCAUACCGAUUGGAUGGUCUCGAGGAUCUGCAAAAGACGGAUGUUGUGAUCAACAAGAACAAUGAUGUCCAAAUCGCCCUCAACAACCUCACCAAACUCGCCGAUGCCUUCGCGCCCAAGACCAACAAAAUCACCAACCAAUCCGGCGAUCUUGGCGAGCUCGUCGACCGCGAAAUGACCAACGCCGCCAAAGCUAUCGACGCCGCCACCGAGCGCCUCACCAAGCUCAUGAACAAGCCCCGCGACCAAUACACCACCUACGAGCUCAAAAUCCACGACAGCAUCCUCAACGCUGCCAUCGCCGUCACCUCGGCCAUCGCGCAACUCAUCAAAGCCGCAACCGCCUCCCAACAAGAGAUCGUCCAACAGGGCCGCGGCAACAGCAGCAAAACGCAAUUCUACAAGAAAAACAACCGCUGGACCGAAGGUCUCAUCUCUGCCGCCAAAGCCGUCGCCCGCUCCACAAACACCCUCAUCGAGACCGCCGACGGCGUCAUUUCCGGCCGCAACUCCCCCGAACAGCUCAUCGUCGCCUCCAACGAUGUCGCUGCAUCCACCGCACAGCUCGUCGCUGCGAGCCGUGUCAAGGCCUCUUUCCAGAGCCGGACUCAGGAACGUCUGGAGGAGUGCUCGAAGGCCGUCACUAGUGCGUGCAGGGGUUUGGUUAGACAGGUCCAGAGUAUUAUCGAGGCGAAACAGAAGGAUGGCGAUGAGGUAGUGGACUAUGCUGCGCUCAGUGGACACGAUUUCAAGGUCCGGCAGAUGGAGCAGCAGGUCGAAAUCUUACAACUCGAGAACGCCCUCAGCGCGGCGAGACAUCGCUUGGGUGAAAUGCGGAAAAUUUCCUACCAGGACGAGGAUUAG